UCUUUUUUUACAAUAGUAGGUCAGACCUACAAAUAAGUUCCAAUCGGUCUCUUGCGGGGUACGUCUAGGAUUACUGUUAAUAGGCUUUGCUCUACUGUACCUGCAGUCAUGUCGUGCGCAGACACUGAGUGGAUGUAAUGUUUAUAGGAGACUAUGGAUGCCUCAAUUAUAUUUAGUUUUAUUGUUUUCUUUCUUUUAUUUAGUCAUGUCAGCUCAGAGUGUUUUCCAGGAUGCUCCUGUGGUACUGACCGUUAUGGGAGGUCACUCACGUGUAUGGCGGCACCAUUAUCCGGCAUUCCUGAGGACAUACCAGCAGAUUUGACUAAAAUCCGAAUAGAGAAAUCACAGAUAAGUGAGCUACCAAAGGCAGUGUUUUCCCAUGUUAAGUUACUAAAGCAUCUCUGGCUGAACUUCAAUGACAUCGCUGUCAUAAAUAUCAAAAGUCUGGAAGGUUUGGGCAACUUGACGGAGCUCAGGUUGCAGGGUAACAAACUGCGUUCAGUACCAUGGACAGCGUUCGAGGAAACACCCAACCUCAAGAUCCUAGACCUGAAGCACAACCGCAUUGACGCCCUACCGGAACACGCGCUAAAGUUUCUACCAGGUCUGACCUAUUUGGAUCUGUCCUCUAAUCAGCUCUCAGUCGUUUCUAAAGACGUCUUCCUCACCUGGCCUCUCUUUCACACAGAAAACAAGCAUGAACAACCUACAGUGUCCAACGUUGUUCUGGCGCUUCAUGAAAACCCAUGGCUGUGCGACUGUCGCCUGGGAGGCUUCAUUGAGUUCAUCAAAUCGCUGAGUCCACCGUUCAUUCUAAUGAACUCAUAUUUGACAUGCUCUGGCCCUGAUUUCAAGGCAGGAAAAUUUUUUCAUGAGGUCCGUCUAAAGACGUGUGUGAAGCCAGUGGUCAGUGCCCCAGACACUAACACCACUGUGCUGUUAGGAGGGAACAUCACGUUAACAUGCUUUGCCACCGCCAGACUUGAACCUGCUGUUCGAUGGAUAUAUGGUCUUAAGAUACUAAGAGGAUUUCAUGAGAUUCAGAGCCGUGUGGAUGAAGACACUAUCAGGUCUCAGCUGAUCAUUCCUUCGCUCCAUCUGGCUGAUCGAGGGCUCUACACCUGCACUGCCAAAUAUUUCAUUGGUAAUUCCUCCAUCAGCAUUUUAUUGGAUGUGAAGUCUCCGGAAGGCUCUGUGUCUCAUUCCUCAGGCUUCCCUGCUGCUAUUGCUGAGGAAAAUGUUUACAUCGAUAUCCGUAUUUCCAAGCAAACAGUCUAUGGCAUCACAAUUGAGUGGCAUGCUGUGACAGACAAUCCAGCUGAAACCUGGUUCACCAUCCAUUUUGGACACUAUGACACAAUUAAGAAGGAGCAGAUAUACAUUGGGCCAGGGAUCAACACAUACUCUGUCACAGACCUGCUACCAGCCACUAAAUAUGAAAUCUGUGUUACUCUAAAAAAACAGGCUCCUCAGAAUGGCCAGUGCAUUGUAUUUGUGACAGGCAGUGAUUUCAAUGAGAUGGAACAGAGAGAGAAGCUCAUUCAUAUUGUCGUCAUUGUACUUGCCAUGGUGCUUGCAGUGCCUGCAGGAAUGUAUGCCUGCACCACCAAUGCCAAGUUCAACUGCUUUCAGCGUUGCACAGAGAUUUGGAGAAACAGGAGACAUUCUGAACGCUCUCACAUGUCUGACGAGAGGCAGGGCACAUUUGACAGUCUCCGAGCUGCCAGUGAUGAGGGCCUCUGUAAGGAGUCCAGCAAAGAGCAGAAGGACAGACGAAGGUCUGCAGAGAAGAUACAGAAAACAAAGAAUGAACAAAGACCAACAGCUGAGCUUAACUGACAACACACACUCAAAGAUAGCUAUAGACUCAUUAAUACCCAUGAAAAUAUUCAUUUUAAUUACACUGUGUCAUUUAUCUAGCUAGAGUAGAGAUCAGAGUAAAGUUAAUAUGCUUAUUAUGGAUUCCACAAUCUUCAGAAGAGAGUCUCAACUGGUAUUGACCUCAUGGAUCUGCUGCCACUGGACAUGUUUUUACAAACAAACUG
Carassius carassius (crucian carp) is the source of this 2045-nucleotide messenger RNA. Its product is annotated as leucine-rich repeat, immunoglobulin-like domain and transmembrane domain-containing protein 2. Bases 154 to 1839 code for a protein of 561 amino acids. Lineage: Eukaryota; Metazoa; Chordata; Actinopteri; Cypriniformes; Cyprinidae. The transcript is spliced from 3 exons. Gene Ontology annotation, molecular function: protein binding. The record is from RefSeq and is a predicted model, not a curated record.